UAUUCAGCAACCUAAGGACGCGUCACGCUCCAGCAGUGUAGAUAAAAACUAAAGACACAUUAUGUGAGUGAAUGAACGAAAAUAUUCAGUGCUCCAGACGCGCAUCUGAUCAGCUGAAAGAGACAUUUUGAGUUUUAAUGAACAUGUUUGUGUUCUUGUAGAGUAACUGUCAGAUAUGGAAAAUCAUUAACAGAAGUUAAACUUGGACAAGAUGACGCUGAACGUGUCUGCAGAUGGUCAAAUCAUGGAUUCAUUAUCUCGAACGCUGGAAAAACUGGAAAAAGACAAUAAAAAGAAAGGGUCAGUGAAGCAGGUGCUCUUGGAUGGAUGUGUGCCCUUCUCUCAUCAGGUGGCCGGACAUAAGUGCGGGAUCAAUAACACUGGUGUUCUGCAGCAUCCUGAUGGAACAAUUCUGAAGCAGUUACAACCUCCUCCAAGAGGCCCACGGGAGAUGCACUUCUACACACAGGUAUAUGCUAAAGACUGCACAGAUACAUGGCUACUGGACCUGCAACAACAUCUUCCCAAGUUCUACGGCACAUGGGCGCCACGGGAGUCGCCAAAUGAGCUGUAUCUGAAACUGGAGGAUGUGACGAAGAGGUUCUUACGGCCCUGCAUCAUGGAUGUGAAGAUCGGGAAGAGAAGUUACGACCCGUUUGCGUCACAAGAAAAACGCAAAGAGCAGAUAAGCAAGUAUCCUCUGAUGGAAGAGAUCGGAUUCCUGUUACUGGGAAUGAGGGUGUACCAGAUCAAUUCAGACAGUUACAUUACUCGUGACCAGUUCUAUGGACGCAGUCUUGGAAAGGACACUAUUAAAAAUGGCCUGACUAGAUUCUUCCAUAAUGGUCAAGACUUACAGAGACAUGCAGUUUCCCUGAUCAUCUCUAAAAUCCGAAGCAUUCUCCGCUGGUUUGAGAGUCAAACUCAGCUGCAUUUCUAUGCCAGCUCUCUGCUGCUGGUGUAUGAAGGCUCUCCUCACACAUUUAAUGGAUGGAAACACAAGAAAGCUGAGAAAGGAAGAGAACAUCAGCAGGGGGAGCCACAGAGCAACUGUAACAAACCCCGUGAGGCUCUGAGCGUUCAGGGCAGUUUAACACACAGUCAUCCGUACUGCCAUGAGAGGAACGCUAACGGAAUGUGUGUAGGAAGUGUAGAAGUGGAACAUGAGGAAAUUGGAAUGGGGGAUAAGAAGCAGUUUGGACAGGAGGCAGUGGAGGUGAAGAUGAUCGAUUUUGCUCAUGUUUUUCCCAGCAACAGUCCGGAUGAGGGCUACAUGUUUGGACUGAGGAAUCUUCUCUCAACUUUAGAAGAAAUACUAAAGGAUUGACAUUUGACCUCCUGAGAGAGUCCAUCUCUCUCUCUCUCUCUCUGGUCUGAUAUUUCUCUUUUGUUUUAAAUUAAUUUGGAAAAUGGGGUUAUAUAUUUAUAGGCAUAUUUUUUUUCUUGAUUACAUUUUUUGAUGAACUCUUUUUUUUUUUUUUAGAUAAAAGAGUUCAUUGUACGAUGAAAACAUACUGUAUAUUUUCAGAACUCAAAACCCUAUAAAAAAGGCUGUCAAGGCUGUCAACAACUAAAUAAUUUACUAAAAUUAUUUAGACCUCAGGGAGAAAAAUCAUAAUAAAAUAAUUAUGAUUAUUUUAUCAAAACACA
Megalobrama amblycephala (Wuchang bream) is the source of this 1650-nucleotide messenger RNA. RefSeq names its product inositol polyphosphate multikinase a (gene ipmka). The transcript is spliced from 6 exons. Lineage: Eukaryota; Metazoa; Chordata; Actinopteri; Cypriniformes; Xenocyprididae. The coding region runs from base 212 to 1327 and encodes 371 amino acids. Gene Ontology annotation, biological process: inositol phosphate biosynthetic process. The record is from RefSeq and is a predicted model, not a curated record. Gene Ontology annotation, molecular function: inositol tetrakisphosphate kinase activity; inositol-1,4,5-trisphosphate 3-kinase activity. Gene Ontology annotation, cellular component: cytoplasm; nucleus.